Acanthosepion pharaonis is the source of this 891-nucleotide messenger RNA. NCBI's taxonomy places the organism in Eukaryota, Metazoa, Mollusca, Cephalopoda, Sepiida, Sepiidae. The record is from the annotation of a GenBank genome assembly.
AUGAAUUCAAUCAAUCAAUCAAUCUAUCUAUCUAUCUAUCUAUCUAUCUAUCUAUCUAUCUAUCCUUGUCUAUUUAUAUCUAUCUAUCUAUCUAUCUAUCUAUCUAUCUAUCUAUCUAUCUAUCUAUCACUUUUUGUUCAUAUCUAUCUAUUGCUCAAAUGUCAAAUUGACUCUGAUACUGCCGAAUUGCACCCAGAGGUGACAACAGUCUGCCUGCAAUGGGCGAAAAAUUGUCACCUUACUUAUGUCAAUCUGCAACGAAUGACUUUACUGGCUGGCGACAAGCUCAUUUUUUCCUUUUCAUUCUUUCUUUUUCAUAUUCUUUUCAUCUAUUUCUCUCGUCUCUUUUCUUUCUUUCUUUUAUCCUCUGUUUUCUUUUUCUUCAUUUCGCUUUGUCUUGCUACUUCCUUCUUUCUUUCAAGGAUUUCAAUUAUUUCAAUCUGUUCAUGUGAUUAUCCUUUCGCCAUUCAAUUGCUUUUUGUUCUGUUGUGUUAUACCUUCUUUUUUCUUUCUUUUCUUUUACUUUCUUUUCAUUUUCUUUCUUUCUUAAAGGCUUUUCUGCUUUUCUCACAUCUAAUUCUAAAUUUUUAUUCUUUCUCCUUCCUUACAUUAUUUCUUUUUCCUCUUUGUCACCUUGUUUUAAAUUUUCAUUAUUUUUCAUUUAAAUUUUCUUCCUUUCUUUCUUUCUUUCUUUCUUUCUUUCUUUCUCUCUUUCUUUCUUUCGUUUUUACCAAUAUCUGUAUGUUUCUUGAUUCGCAACAACAAACAGACUCAAAUAUUCACCUGGCUGCACACGCCUAUCUACCCUUACAGACACAUAUUAUCAGGCUUAUGCAUUUUUUUCUCUCUCUUCUCUUGCAACUACGCAUUGUUCUUAUCUAUCCCCUUUGA